Neomonachus schauinslandi (Hawaiian monk seal) is the source of this 985-nucleotide messenger RNA. It is a transcript of the gene FAM43B, whose product is annotated as family with sequence similarity 43 member B. Bases 1 to 984 code for a protein of 327 amino acids. The transcript has a single exon. The record is from RefSeq and is a predicted model, not a curated record. NCBI's taxonomy places the organism in Eukaryota, Metazoa, Chordata, Mammalia, Carnivora, Phocidae.
AUGCUGCCUUGGAGACGCAACAAAUUCGUGCUGGUGGAGGACGAGGCCAAGUGCAAGGCGAAGAGCCUGAGUCCGGGACUCGCCUACACGUCGCUACUCUCCAGCUUCCUGCGCUCCUGUCCGGACCUGCUGCCCGACUGGCCGCUGGAGCGCCUGGGCCGCGUGUUUCGCAGCCGGCGCCAGAAAGUGGAGCUCAACAAGGAGGACCCGACCUACACCGUGUGGUACCUGGGCAACGCCGUCACCCUGCACGCCAAGGGCGACGGCUGCACCGACGACGCCGUGGGCAAGAUCUGGGCGCGCUGCGGGCCGGGCGGGGGCACCAAGAUGAAGCUGACGCUGGGGCCGCACGGCAUCCGCAUGCAGCCGUGCGAGCGCGGCGCCUCGGGGGGCUCGGGGAGCUCGGGGGGCUCGGGGGGCCGCCGGCCGGCGCACGCCUACCUGCUGCCGCGCAUCACCUACUGCACCGCGGACGGGCGCCACCCGCGCGUCUUCGCCUGGGUCUACCGCCACCAGGCGCGCCACAAGGCCGUGGUGCUGCGCUGCCACGCCGUGCUGCUGGCGCGGGCGCACAAGGCGCGCGCCCUGGCCCGCCUGCUCCGCCAGACCGCGCUGGCGGCCUUCAGCGACUUCAAGCGCCUGCAGCGCCAGAGCGACGCUCGCCACGUGCGCCAGCAGCACCUCCGCGCCGGGGGCGCCGCCGCCUCGGUGCCCCGCGCCCCGCUGCGCCGGCUGCUCAACGCCAAGUGCGCCUACCGGCCGCCGCCCGCCGAGCGCGGCCGUGGGGCGCCGCGCCUCAGCAGCAUCCAGGAGGAGGACGAGGAGGAGGACGCAGACGCGGAGGAGCGCGAGCGGCCCGAGGUGCUCAGCCUGGCCCGGGAGCUGAGGACGUGCAGCCUGCGGGGCGCCCCGGCGCAGCCGCCGCCCGCGCAGCCCCGCCGCUGGAAGGCCGGCCCCAGGGAGCGGGCGGGCCAGGCGCGCUAAG